AUGGAAAGCUUAUGUCAUAUGUGUUGCAGGGACGACGCAGUCGAGCGAGAAAAAGGUUAUUACUUAUUACAUAAUGGGUGCGUGUGCGCCCGGGGCUUGAUAUUGAUGUACCGUUGUUCGAACAGGUUCUACGCAUUGCCGCGCUCCCCUCGCCCCCACGACCUCCCGCUGCCACGCGCGUGCCUCGCACUCAACAUUUACUUUCUACCCAUCAAGGACCUUCCUGGUAAACUCGCCUUCUUAGGCUCCAAUGAUGAAACUGACCCAUCGAUUUCAGUAAUCGGAAACUCCAUUAAAGAUGGAUGA
Molecule: messenger RNA, 306 nt
Organism: Arctia plantaginis
Lineage: Eukaryota; Metazoa; Arthropoda; Insecta; Lepidoptera; Erebidae
Source: the annotation of a GenBank genome assembly